Oryctolagus cuniculus (rabbit) is the source of this 1838-nucleotide messenger RNA. The record is from RefSeq and is a predicted model, not a curated record. NCBI's taxonomy places the organism in Eukaryota, Metazoa, Chordata, Mammalia, Lagomorpha, Leporidae.
CCCACCCCCCGCCCCGACCCGGCUCGGUCCGGCCCCUGGAGCCGUGGUCCGCACCUGUGCUGCGGGGACCUUGCGAGCCAGAGCCACAGCUUUGACGGCACCACUGGGAGACAAUACCCCCAUCAGGGUGUCACCUGCUUGUGUGACAGGCGCCUGCUUUGGGCAGAGCUUGAGCCAGUCACCCCUAACCUCUGAUAUUUCCAAGGUCUGGCACCCAGUGGGUGCUCAGUAUAUGCCAGUUUCCACCUUCCAGUCUGUGACCCCGCCAGCCCCAGCCUCUGACCUUUCUGGGAUCAGCUUCCCAGUGGGCGGCGGUGGUGGACUGGGGUCAUCAGUGGUCGUUACAGCAGCCUCCUAGGCCAAGAGCCCGGGAGAAGGGCUCUGUGAAGCCUCCAGCCCUGUCCAGGUUCCCUGAUGCCUUGUUUGUCAUUUUCAGAGUCCACUCUGGCCCUGAGGUAGGGGGCCAACAGGACCGGAGCCAACCCGGGACCACCGGGCCAGGCCCAACUCCACUACUCCCCAGCAGGACCAUGCCUCUUGGAUCUGAGCCUCAGGAUCUACGGCCAUGGAACAAGAAUGGCAUUACCGACUUCAUAGUCUGGGCACGGAUAGACCCUUCCCCAUAGGGAAAACCAAAGACAGUCGCGGAUAUAACAAAAACUCUGUUUUUCAUGGUGACUCUUAGUCACAGGCACGGCAUCCCCACGGGUCUCCACGCCAACCUGUCCGAGGGCCGCCCCGUGGGUCCCGCCCGCCACGGCUCCUCGUCGCUGCUCGGUCGCGACGGCUUCUUUCUCGGCAAGAUGGGAUUCCGGGAGGCGGUGGCGGCCGGGGACGUGGCUUUGCCCCAGGUGCGGGAGGAGCUGGAGGCUCAACUCAGCCGCUUCCGAGAGUUGCUGGGCCGAGCCCCCACGCACGUAGACGGACACCAGCACGUGCACGUACUCCCAGGCGUGUGCCAGGUGUUCGCCGAGGCGCUACAGGCUUCCGGGGUCCGCUUCACCCGGCUGCCGCUGGAACUCGGCGUGGGCGGCUGCGCGUGGCUGGAGGCCCCUGCGCGCGCCUUCGCCUGCACUGUGGAGCGCGACGCCCGGGCCGCCGUGGGCCCCUUCUCCCGUCACGGCCUGAGGUGGACGGACGCCUUCGUGGGCCUGAGCACCUGCGGCCGACACAUGUCUGCCCAUCGCCUGUUGGGGGCGCUGGCGAGGGCCCUGGAAGGCAGGCCGGCGGGCCACGCCCUGACGGCCGAGCUGAUGGCGCACCCGGGCUACCCCAGCGUGCCUCCAGCUGGGGGCUGCGGCGAGGGCCCGGACGCCUUCUCCUGCUCUUGGGAGCGGUUGCACGAGCUGCGAGUGCUCACGGCGCCUACGCUGCGGGCCCAGCUGGCCCAGGACGGCGUGCAGCUCUGCGCCCUGGACGACCUGGACUCCAAGAGGCCCGGAGAGGGGGUGCCCUGUGGGGCCACUCUGGAGCCCUUCCUGCAGCCCUCGACACCUUGACUUCGACCGAGGGCCCAGCUCUGAUUGGCCCUUCGUGCAGAGAAGGCCGUAGAAUUAAGCCUUGGCACAGUCUGGAGCCCAGCCCCGGAGCAGAGUCCGUGACUGCUCUGGGUGUGGGCCACUUCAAGCCCAGGUGGUCAGUUCCUCCUGGCUCAAGUGUAACAGUCACAGUGUGGGCACGCCCAAGUCUUGGCUGCAGGCUGCCUCAGCCUGUGCCGCCUGUGCCCAGGUGUGCCGGGAACUUAGUGUCCCACACAACCGCAGUGCAAACCCGUGAUGGUUUAAGGGCAGUGGGCAGAGACGGUGAUAUUUAAUAAAAUGUUAUGUGCAUCUUUCAAA